CUCGUCUCCGCUGCAGCUGCUCUUGGUCCCGUUGUCUGGUUCGGUCGGUGGGGUUAAAGCUGAUCCCGCCUGAGCCUUCAUUCCGAGCGACCUCUGAUCAUCUGCAACUGCGACUUCGACUUCGACUUCGACUUCGACUUCUUCCGCUCCUGCAGCCGCACUGUCAUUUCCCAGUCGAAGUGAAAGAGAUAUUGGAAUUUUGUAACCCUUCGGCUGCGCGCAGCCAUGGGGGGAAUGAGAAAGAAUGAGGGCAAUGAUUCAGGGUCGGAACUCGACGACGGUAAGCAGAAGAACAAGAAGAUGGUUAAGAAAGAGAAGGGGCAGCUGCUUCCCUCGAUGAUGAAGAACAAGGAGAAGAGGUCAGCCGUGCACGCCGAGCUCAAGCACCAGAAGAAGCUCGAGAAGCGCAAGAAGAUUAAGGCCCGUGACGCUGCCGAGAAGCGAGCCCUCGAGCUUGGCGAGGAGCCUCCACCGAGGGCGAUUCCUCGCACGAUUGAAAACACAAGGGAAUUUGACGAGACGGUCUGCAAGCCCGACGAUGAAGAGCUAUUUGCUCGGAAUGAUGCCGACGAGCUUAGCUCCAUUUUGAAGCGGGAGCGAACUCCGACGAUACUGAUCACCACCUCCAGGUUCAAUUCAACUCUAGGGCCUGCUUUCAUCUCAGAGCUUCUUGAUGUAAUACCGAAUUCUGAGUAUUUUAAACGGGGAACUUAUGACCUAAAAAAGAUCGUGGAAUAUGCCAAAACCAAGGACUUCACGUCUCUCAUUGUAGUUCACACCAACCGAAGGAAACCAGAUGCUCUUCUAAUUAUCGGUUUGCCGGAUGGACCAACUGCUCAUUUUAAACUAUCAAAGCUUGUUUUAAGGAAAGAUAUCAAGAAUCAUGGAAAUCCAACAAGUCAUGAGCCUGAGCUUGUGUUGAACAACUUUACUACGCGUUUGGGUCAUCGUAUUGGAAGAAUUAUCCAGUCACUCUUUCCACAAGAUCCAAAUUUCCGCGGCCGUCGAGUUGUUACUUUCCAUAAUCAGCGGGACUUUAUUUUCUUCAGACAUCAUCGGUACAUUUUUGAAACAAAAGAAACCAAUAAGGCAACUUGCUCCAAAACCAAGGGGACGAAAAGUUCCAAGGGUGAGAACGUCACUCAGGAGAAAGUGAUUGCACGUCUUCAGGAAUGUGGCCCUCGUUUCACGUUGAAAUUGAUCAGUCUGCAGCAUGGAACUUUUGAUACCAAAAGCGGGGAAUAUGAAUGGGUUCACAAGCCUGAGAUGGACACAAGCAGAAGAAGAUUCUUCCUUUGAUCUUACUGGAAAUGAGUUUGGUGCUUCUUGUCGUACACAGUGGAGGCGUUUUCUGGUUAAGGAAAGUUCUGUUCCUCUGGCUGGGUACCGUUAACCUUUUGUCGUAUUUAGUAUAUGUUGGAUGUAAAUUUAUCGCAGGCUAACCUGCGGAGAAUUCUUUUUUGAGGAGUUACCCGAACAUUUUGCUUAACUAUAUUGUAGAUGAGUUUGAAAAAUUAAAAGCUCGAUUAGUCCCUUCAAGUUAUAUUCCAAUGUUGCCCAUCCUUAGUGCUCUUAUUGCCACUUCCCAUUGGCAUGUUGUGAAUAAGAUAAAGUUUGCCUUCCUUUUAA
Messenger RNA from Punica granatum (pomegranate), 1629 nucleotides. Lineage: Eukaryota; Viridiplantae; Streptophyta; Magnoliopsida; Myrtales; Lythraceae. The record is from RefSeq and is a predicted model, not a curated record.